Messenger RNA from Fusarium venenatum, 900 nucleotides. RefSeq lists its product as uncharacterized. Lineage: Eukaryota; Fungi; Ascomycota; Sordariomycetes; Hypocreales; Nectriaceae. Gene Ontology annotation, molecular function: phosphoric diester hydrolase activity. Gene Ontology annotation, biological process: lipid metabolic process. The record is from RefSeq and is a predicted model, not a curated record.
AUGUUUGCUCUUAUCAUUGCCAGCACAUCCUCUAUCUGGCCUCAUGUGUCAGAAUUGCAGACCAACAGUAAUAAAGUUAAAUCCAGUCCAGGAAUCAACUCGAUACUUCCUGCGCCAUGUCAUUCACAUAACGACUAUUGGAGACUCAUGCCUUUCCAAUCAGCUGUAGAUGCCGGUUGCAUCGGUAUAGAAGCUGAUGUCUGGGCUGUCCAGAGUGAGCUCUAUGUCGGCCAUGACCUGGGCGGUCUGUCAACUGACCGAACUCUAUCAUCAAUGUAUAUCCAGCCGCUGAUGAAGCUACUACAAUCUCAAAAUCUAGACACUGAUUCUAAUCUUCCGCCUCGGGGAAUAUAUGGUCGCAAACAUGAUCAGACAGUAGUGUUACUGGUAGACUUGAAGUCAAAUCCCAACACAUCAUGGCCGCUUUUGCUCGAAAGACUUGAGCCCCUUCGCCAAAAGGGAUGGUUGAGUCAUGUCCAUGACGGCAAGUUUGUCUCGAGGCCCAUCACAGUGGUGGGAACUGGCGAGACCGAGCUGCGUCUGGUGAACGAAGCCACCCCUUUUCGAGACAUCUUCCUAGAUGCACCGCUUGAUCAACUGAAUGAGGGUCUUUAUAACGACCUGAACUCGUACUAUACGAGCAUAUCAUUCGAAAAGUCGAUUGGAAAAGUUGGCUCAAAAGGUCUCAAGCCAGAGCAACUAGCAAAGUUGCGGGAUCAAAUCUCUCAAGCCCAUAGCCGAGGUCUCAAAGUGCGGUAUUGGGGUAUGCCAUAUUGGCCACUUCAUGUGCGAAAUCAACUCAGAGAAGUGUUGGUUGACGAGGGCGUGGAUGUCCUCAACGCGGACGAUCUGUGGGAGGCAAGGGAAAUUUUCUCCAAGAGAGGGUAUAUGAUUGAGUGA